GACUUGGGUUGACCAGAAGUGUGUCAUUGCAGCGGUUGGUGUCAUUUGAGGACGUGGCUGUGGACUUCACCUGGCAGGAGUGGCAGGAGCUGGAUGCUGCUCAGAGGACCCUCUACAGAGAUGUGAUGCUGGAGAACUACAGGAGCCUGGUGUGGUUGGGGCACUGUUUAGCCAAACCUGAGUUGAUCUCCAAGUUGGAACAAGGAUUGGUGCCAUGGAGUGGUGCAGAAGCCACAGAGCAGUGCCUGCCAGAUGUUCAUAAAUGGAGUGCCCUGGCUGAAACAAGACAGCAAGCUCAAGAGAAGUAUUUAGGCCAACUUGAAAUCACCAAGAGAAAUUCAUCAAAUGAAGAUAUGGUUGAAGUAGAAAAAAUAUUCAGUGUGGACUCAAACUGUAUUUCAAAUAUGAACAUGAAGAAUGAAGUCUACUCUAGAAUGUUCUAUCAGGAGCUUGUUAAUCCAUGGCAAGAUGUACCUUUGCCUAGUGAUCCUGAUGAGAGGCAUGUAACAGAAGUAACUCAUGAUUUGAAUGGAAUUCAGGAAGUUCUCUCAUAUCCUGACCAUUUUACUCACCAUAGCAAGAAUCAGUGUUCAGAGGGUCAUUUUCAGUAUUUUGUGCCAGAUGAAGCCUUCCACAUGAACACAAUAUUAAUACCUAAGAAGUUUCAUGUUCAGGAAACCUCUAAGAAGUUCAGUGAGAAAUCCUUGGAUGAGGUAGCUCUUCCUGACCAAAAUAUGACUCAGUUAAGAAAGCAAGCUUUGGGAUGGAAUACAGAUCAUAAAAUGUUCCCUAGUAGGACUGAACUCAGCAACCAUGACAACAUGCACAUGGAAGAGAAAGAUUAUAAAUGUGAUUAUGAGAAACCCAUCCUUAACAAAUCACACCUUACAAAAUAUCAGGAAGCACAUGCAGAGAAAGAGCCCCAAGGAUGCAAGGAAAACAUCAAAUUACUCUGUCUGGAUGCUGAACUACAAACGGCUGAUCAGAAAGUGCACGUAGAGAAACAAAUUUAUGAAUGUAAAGUAUCUGGGAAAACCUUUGACCACGAGUCACAGCACAUCGACCAUCAGAGAUCACACACCUGUGAGAAACCCUGUGAGUGUGAAGAAUAUAGGAAAGCUGUCUAUGAUAAAUCGACCCUCACCCAACAUCAGAGACUUUAUACAGAUGAUAAAUCCUGUGAGUGUAGAGAAUACAGCCAGGCUUUCUACCAUAAUUCCCUACUGUCUCAAUAUCAGACAGCUCACACAGAUGAACAGCAAAAUGAAUGCAAAGAAUUAAUGAAAAUUUACUUCUAUAUAUCAAGCCUCACUCAACAUCACACUCCUACUCUUGAGAAGCCUUAUGGAUGUAAUGAUUGCAUGAAAACUUUCUCCCACAAGUCACAACUCACUCGCCAUCAGAGAACUCAUACGGGGGAGAAGCCCCAUGAAUGUAAAGAAUGCAGGAAAGCUUUCUGUCACAAGUCACACCUUACCCGGCACCAGGGAAUCCACGCACCUGAAAAACCCUAUGAAUGUAAAGAAUGUAAGAAAACUUUCUACCUGAAGUCACAGCUCACUCAGCAUCAGAGAACUCAUUCAGGUGAGAAGCCCUAUGAGUGUAAAGAAUGCCGGAAAGCUUUCUUCCGCAAUUCACACCUCACUCAGCAUCAGAAAAUCCAUACAGGGGAGAAGCCACACAAGUGUAAAGAAUGUGGGAAUGCUUUUGCCCGUAAGUCACACCUCACUCAACACCAGAAAACCCACACAGGUGAGAGGCCCUACGAAUGCAAAGAAUGUGGGAAAACCUUUUCUCGUAAAUCGCAAGUGAUGCAGCACGAGACAACUCAUACCGGUGAGAAACCCUAUGAAUGUAAAGAAUGCAGGAAAACUUUCUAUCUUAAGGCAUACCUCACUCGACACCUGGUAAUUCAUAAACCUGAAAAGCCGUUUGAAUGUAAGAAAUGUGGGAAAGCUUUCUCACGUAAGUCAUACCUCACACGCCAUCAGAAGACACAUAGAGGUGAGAAACCCAAUGUAGGUGAGAAACUGUAGGGACGCAAAUGAUAAAGACCUUCCUUCAACUAGGCAGACUCAACAGAGGGCUUACACAGAUGAGAAGCCCCCGUGCAUGUAGGAAACUGUGCUGCUGUUACUCCUCAGCCAACAUCAGAAAACUCAGGCCAGUAAUAAACCCUAUAAGUGUCAGAGUAUGAGAAAGUUUUAUACAGGAGUUAUGUCUCACUACAUGUCAGAAUACAUAAGCAGUUGGGAAGCCAUAGGAAAUGCAGGGAUCUAUGUUUCAAUUACACCUCUCUAUAAGUCAGUGAAUUCAUUUAGUGAGAAACCCUAUGAAUAUACACGAUGUAGUAAAGUUCAACACAACAAGAGAUGGAGUAUUCAGGCAUAAAUGCUGUCAAUGUAAACAGUGCAGAAAAGCUUUCCAUCAUAAAAUAUUCACUUACUGCCCAAGAACUUAUAACUGUGAUGCCAUUUAAGUUCAAACAACAUGGGAAAAAUUUCAGCAAGUCAGACCUCACUGCCUGCCAGAAAAUCACACAAGUGAGAAAACAUGCUAAUCUAGGGAAGCUUAGAGAGCCCUUGGAAAGUAAGGAAUCCUGUGAGUAUAAAUAAUCCAGAGAUGUUUCAAGGAGCACUUGCUUUUCCCCCCCCAUCUUCUCUGAGCACUGAUGCUUACAUUUCACUUGUACUGAGACAAGGCUAGCCUGGACCACAGAGUAAUAUGCCCUGUCCUUUUUUAAAAAGACUAGGUCUCUCUAUGUAGACCAGGCUGGCUUCAAACUCAUAGAGAUCCACCUGCCUCUUCCUCCAAAAUACUGGGAUAAAAGGUGUGUCCUACCAUGCCUGGCUUGUAAUAAAAAUGUUUUUAAUAAAGAAAGUCCAGUCAAACUAUAUUGGAUCCUCUCCUUAUAGGACAUUGGAAACACACCAGUUUGGAACCAUCUGAAAGUACUCUUAAAAACUUUUAGUGGGGUUUGAAGUUUGGCUGGCAUCAGAAUACCAUGGAGACAGACAUACAGGGAGAGUAUAGGGACUUUGCUGCUGUACCUCACUCACCUGUGCAUCAGAGGUCCAUGCUAGAAGCCUCCAUAUGUCGAGAUUGUGAAGUUCCUCAAACGUCUACAGGCAUUGCAGAGUCCAUUUGAAUGUCAACGGUUGAAAAAGGCUGGCAUGUGGUCCACUGUCAGAGUCUGUGUCAUGUGUUACCCAUCCUUUCAAAUUCAUGCAAGUAGCCUGUGUUGUCAAAUAUGCUCAAAUUAAUUGCAGUCCAUUGAUAAUGCUUUCUUUGGUUGCAUUCAGUAAAAUAAAUCUUAACAAUUUUUAUUUUUAAUUCAUUUAUUUUUGUAUGCGUGUGUGCAGUGUGUGUGCUUCUUGUGUGUAAACAUGGGCAUGCAUGUGCCACAGCAUAUGUCUGAAAGUCAGAGCACAACCCUGGGUGUUAGACUUUGCCUUCCACUUUGAGCCAGGGUCUACGUGUGCCAGACUGGCCAGGAUGCAAGCUUCUGAGACUCUCCUGUCUCCACCCCCAAUCUCACCAUAGGAGUACUGAGAGUACAGAUGUUUGCCACUGCAUCCAGCUUUCCAUGGGUUCUGGGGAUUCAAACUCAGGUCCUCAUGGCAAGCACUUUACUUACAGAGUCAUCUCCCUAGCAACAAGUUUUUUUGUUUGUUUGCAUUGUUUUAUGUGUUUGAUAUUUUAGCUGAGGGCUUGAAAUAUAGUCAAGGCUGUCUUCAAACUCAUAAUAUAACCCCGGAUAAUCUCAAAGUCUUGAUCCUCCUGCCCAGCCUCAGAUGUGUUUGGAUUACUAACACUUUGCUCGCCAUAAAUAAAGAAAUAAAUAAACAAAUAAAUAAAUAAAGGAGUUGGUGCAUAAAAAGAGUUGAUGCAUAAACAGAGGUUCCAUGCAUCAGCAAUCUGAGGAAGAAAGUAUCAAUUCAUACAACUUGACGUUAGUUUUCAAAUAGACUUGUUAAUUGUGGAUUAUGAGUCACAAUUUAAAUUUUAAAAAAGUGUUCUAAUAAACAUGAAUGAUGCUCUGUUUAUUCCACA
Peromyscus maniculatus bairdii (prairie deer mouse) is the source of this 4053-nucleotide messenger RNA. The record is from RefSeq and is a predicted model, not a curated record. NCBI's taxonomy places the organism in Eukaryota, Metazoa, Chordata, Mammalia, Rodentia, Cricetidae.